AUGAACAACAAUAACAAUCACCAAGGGAUUGAUUACGAAAAGGAGGUGGGCGAUGAAGACACGCACUUAGCCUUUGUGCUGCCGGCCGGCUACGCUGAGUCGCAUAGCGCCGAAGACAUCCGCAAGUUUGUGAUGGUGCAGAUCAUGGCCCUGGUGCUGGCCACCUUGCACCUGACACUACUGGGCCUCGGCACCCUGUCCACCUUCUCCUUGGCCGCGGUGCUCCCGCUGGAAAUCGUCGCCCUCUACCUGCUGCGGGUCAAGCACGACUUCAUCAGGGCAGCCCUCCUUCUGACCAGCGUCAUCAACUUUACAACCCUCUUCGCGUGCCUCCACUACGGUCUCGUCCCAGAGAUCUACGUGUGGCUCGGCUGGGUGCCAAAGAUCUUAUCGUUCACGAUGGGCGUCGAAGGCGGCUUGAUAGGCCUGGCGCUGGUGCUGGUCGAGGGUGCCGUCCUCUUUCUGCUGGGCUCUACGCGCUCGAGCGGGAUCCAGGUCGAAGAACCAGCGCGUGCGCUCACCGUCAACGCCUAUCUGCUCUGCUUCGGCCUCACCGCCUGCGUGCACGAGUACUGUCGCGGCAGAGCCCUCCACCGGCUGCGUGUGGCGCUGGGGGAAGUCAAGAGGGCCAACGACGAGCUGCGCGCAGCGGCCGAGGCCAAGAGCAUCUUCCUAGCCACCACCUCACACGAGCUGCGCACUCCGUUGCAUGGGAUCCUGGCCCUGUGCGACUCGCUGAUCGAGCGGAUGCCUCCGCGCCAGGCCGGCCGCAAGACGGUCAAAACGAUCUCCCAGUGCGGGCGACAUCUCCUCGGACUGCUCAACAACAUCCUCGACUUUGAGAAGGCCUGCUCCGACACCUUCAGCAUCGAAUGCAUUCCGUUCUCCAUCGCCCGCGAGGCCGAAAAGGUCUGCGCUACGUUUGCGGCGAUGAUGAAGGGCAAGCAGAUCACGCUGGAGAAGUACUUCAACCCACAAGCGAGCCACUACAUGGGCGACCCUCUCCGCUUUCGCCAGAUCGUGUGCAACCUGGUUUCGAACGCCUGCAAGUUUACGCCGAGCGGGGGAACCAUUCGAGUGUCCAUCACGAGCCAGCCCACGGGUGCGGUUCGCGUCGAAGUAGCAGACACAGGCAUCGGCAUCGCCCCGCCCGAACAAGCCCGUCUCUUCCAGAACUACGUCCAGGGCGACAACUCAAUAACCCGCCUGUAUGGGGGCAAGCGGGUCCUGGUGGUGGACGACAACCCGGUCAACCGGAAGGUGUGCGUGGCCCUGCUCCGUCGGUUUGGGUGUGUGACCAGGGUGGUGGCCGACGACGACCACUUCGACGCCAUUCUCAUGGACUUCCUCAUGCCCGUGCUUGGUACGCACGACACGCACGACACGCACGGAACACGACACUACACGCAACCUAACAUUCUUGGCGUGGCAGAUGGCCUUCAGGCGACCACAAGAAUACGGCAGGACGAAGCGAAGCACGGGUGCAGACCGGUCCCGAUCAUUGGGCUCACGGCGACGGCCACGGCGGAGGCUACGGCGCGGGCGCACGAGGCCGGUAUGAACGACGUGCUCACGAAACCGUUCGACCACGAUCAACUGGCAGCCGCACUCUCUCGGUGGGUCGUGGCACGACCUGAAUAG
Acanthamoeba castellanii str. Neff is the source of this 1641-nucleotide messenger RNA. Its product is annotated as response regulator receiver domain containing protein. Lineage: Eukaryota; Discosea; Longamoebia; Acanthamoebidae. The record is from RefSeq and is a predicted model, not a curated record. Bases 1 to 1641 code for a protein of 546 amino acids. Gene Ontology annotation, molecular function: phosphorelay sensor kinase activity. Gene Ontology annotation, biological process: phosphorelay signal transduction system. The transcript is spliced from 9 exons.